CGAUUCGAUCUUUCGACCGGGCGCGAAAGCCCCCCAACCCUGACGCGGCGCGGCGACCAUGGAAGUCGACUCGACCCUCCCCGGCGGUGCGAUAAAGGUGGAGUGGCCCAGGAGCGGAGAGGGCAACGUGCUCCGGCUCGAGGAGGCGUACCAGGGGCGCGCGAUGUUCGUGAAAGUGAAGUGCCUCGUCGGAGACGCUCCGUCCGAGCUCUCGCACCACCCCGAGCUGCGCCUCCGCUUCCCGCCGAGGCCCGGCAACGGCGCCCCUCUUAUCGCGAACGGGGUGAGCAUUCAGGCGCGCGAUGACGUGGAGGUUCUCCUGAAGAGGGACAGGGCGGGCUGCUACGUCUCCAUGGACGAGUUGGUUCUGUUCGAGUCGAUACGUUUUGAGAUUUCGUGCGAGAAGGAGCGUUGGGCCACCGGCAGGGUGGUGCGCAACGACGCCGAGGGCGAUUUCGUCGCCGACGACGGGGCGUGGUCCCUCGAGCUGAACCCCUCGGGUUCCGCGUUGGGUUCCACCGCCGCGCAAUGGGGUCGCGCCUGCGUCGACCUCGACGCGUCGCCCGGAGCCGCCGAAGAUGCAUUCGCGAUGAGAUCCCAAACGAUCCACUCGGGUCUCUCCUCGGCGCUCGGCGCGGGUGCACACGACGGGGGAUGCGCACUGGGUCUGGAGCUGUGCCUGGUGGGGACGUGCGACGGGAGGCACACGUGCAUGACUCGGGAGAGCGCGCUGCAGUGGUGGAAGGUGACGAGCCCGCGAUCCUUCGUCCAGCGGCCCAGCCUCGACGCCAUCGUGGAGCUGCACGACUGGCCCGAGACUGGCAGCGACGACGAGGACGGAAGCGGGGAGUCUGCGCCCAGCGACGUGGACGACAUCGACAUUCACGCCACGUCCGACAUCGACCCAAACCGUGCAUCGACUCAAACGUGCUCCCCUUCGAACGGCAACGGCGUCGGUGUCCUCGACGCAAACGGCGAACCAACCGACGCGUUUGACGGCGCGAGGGCUCCACUUCGAACGGCGCCGUGGAGUCUGGUGCCGUGGAAAGGGGAGAUGAGCCUCUUCGACCGCGCGGAGCUGCUGCGGAACGUUCGCAAGAAGUACGAGGAUCUCAUGCACGAGUACCACUCCACGAACACGGAGGACAAGACGGGCGCUUCGAACGAUCUGUUCACCGGCGAGCUCACCUGGUUCAGCGCCGGGAUCAGGAUCGGCGUCGGGCUCGGGUUGGGGGUCUGCCUGGGCCUGGGUCUCGGGCUCGGAGUGCUGGUUAACGGGUACAAGGUGAGCCGGGACCGUCUGAGCAACAUGAAACAGGCGCUGAGGCUGGGGUACAGGAGGUGAGAUACGACGAAACAAAUCACACGACCGGAGGAACACGCUUGUUUUCGCGGACUGCGGAGCGGAGGGGAAGUCGCAGACUGCCCCGCGGGGACGUGACGCCAACACGUCUUUCGCCCCACCUGGCUCUGAUGAGAAAUAGUUCGAUACGUAAUGACGAUGAAGUUUUCCGCUUCUUGAAUGUGAUGAUUUUGUAUGCG
This is a messenger RNA of Micromonas commoda, 1542 nucleotides long. RefSeq lists its product with no specific name. The record is from RefSeq and is a predicted model, not a curated record. The transcript has 2 exons. NCBI's taxonomy places the organism in Eukaryota, Viridiplantae, Chlorophyta, Mamiellophyceae, Mamiellales, Mamiellaceae. Bases 59 to 1345 code for a protein of 428 amino acids.